AUGGAUCCUCGUCGCGCGCAACCCCCUCCGCGCAGGACGCCCUCGCCGGGUCACCCUCUGCAGCAGGGCUACCAACUCGACGACCAGCCGUACGGGCAACAUCAUUACGAUUUGCCUGCCACACCGGGCGGUCAUCCUCAGCGGUUCGGCACGCCCUCAGACCAGCUCAACAUCCAUGCCGCCCAAUCCGUCGACACCCUCGGACAGUACGACCAAAGCCAUGUCGGCAGCCACCUCGGCCAGCAGCACCAUGGCGACUACAACGUGAACCCCGAGGCGCAUCACGAUCAAUACUACAACUCCCCCUACGAACCGGGCCUCCAUGACGGCGGCUACGACCACUCCUUCGACCAGGGCUACGACCAGGCAGGAUACAAUCACCAGGGCUAUGAGCAAAACGACUACGCCGACACGGGCCACCCGGCGCUGCAGCCGUCAGAUCACCAGCGGCUCUUGCAGGACGACCCAUCACAGCAGCAGCAGCAGCAUGUACCCACGCAACCCGCUCUUGUUGGCGGCCCUGCGAUCAAGAGAUGGAAAACGGUGAAGCAGGUCCUCCUCUACCGCGGCAACCUGGUGCUCGAUUGCCCGGUGCCCCCCGUCCUCCUCCAGCAGAAUCCACACGGCGAGCGCGACGAGUUCACCCACAUGCGCUACACGGCCGCGACCUGCGACCCGUCCGACUUUUACAACGAAAACUUUACCCUUCGCCAGCGGCUGUUCAGCAAGCCCCGCCACACCGAGCUCUUCAUCGUCGUCACAAUGUACAACGAAGACGACGUCCUCUUUGCGAGAACCAUGGUGGGCGUCUUCAAGAACAUUGAGUACAUGUGUAACCGUCCCAACAGCAAGACGUGGGGCAAGGACGCGUGGAAGAAGAUUGUCGUCUGCGUCGUCUCCGACGGCCGCGCCAAGAUCAACGAGCGGACCAAGGCCGUCCUGUCCGGUCUCGGCGUCUACCAGGAAGGCAUCGCCAAGCAGCAGGUCAACAGCAAAGACGUCACGGCGCACAUUUACGAGUACACAACGCAGACGCACCUCACUCUCAAGAAUGACAUUGUCGGCCUCGUCCAUCGCCGCCAGCCCGUGCAGAUGCUCUUCUGCCUCAAGGAGAAGAACCAAAAGAAGAUCAACUCGCACCGCUGGUUCUUCCAGGCCUUUGGUCGCGUCCUCGACCCCAAUAUCUGCGUCCUGAUUGACGCCGGCACGCGCCCCGGCCACAACUCCAUCUACCACCUCUGGAAGGCCUUUGAUCUCGAGCCCAUGUGCGGCGGCGCCUGUGGCGAGAUCAAGGCCAUGCUGGGGCGCGGCGGCAAGAACCUGCUCAACCCGCUGGUGGCCACGCAAAACUUUGAGUACAAGAUGAGCAACAUUCUCGACAAGCCGCUCGAGUCGGCCUUUGGCUUCAUCUCGGUCCUGCCCGGCGCCUUUUCCGCGUACCGCUACGUCGCGCUCCAAAACGACAAAAACGGCCAGGGCCCCCUCGAAAAGUACUUUCUCGGCGAAACGCUCCACGGCGGCAGCAGCGCCGGCCUGUUCGAGUCCAACAUGUACCUUGCCGAGGACCGCAUCCUCUGCUUCGAGCUCGUCACCAAGCGCAACUGCCACUGGAUCCUGCAGUACGUCAAGUCGGCGACUGGCGAGACCGACGUGCCUGAUACCGUCACCGAGCUGGUCUUGCAGCGCCGUCGCUGGCUGAACGGCUCCUUCUUCGCCGCCAUCUACGCCAUUGCGCACUUUUACGAAUUCUUCCGCUCCGACCACUCGAUGCUGCGCAAGAUGGCCUUUUUCAUCGAGUUUGUCUUCAACACCAUCAACAUGAUCUUUGCGUGGUUUGCCAUUGGCAACUUCUUCCUCGUCUUCCGCAUUCUGACGUCGAGUCUGAGCGCCAAGGACUUGCUGGGUAGGACCGGCCAGAUUCUCAGCAUCGUCUUUACCUGGUUGUACGGCGUCUCGCUUAUGACGUGCUUCGUCUUGUCCAUGGGUAACCGUCCUGCUGGCUCCGGAAGGCUAUACGCGAUGAUGGUCUGGUUCUGGGCCGUUCUCAUGAUCUACCUCAUGUUUGCCGCCAUCUUCAUCUCCGUCAAUGCCAUCAUUACCGACCUGCACAAGCACAACUUUUCCAUCGACCAGCUGUUUACGAACCAAGUCUUUGCUACGCUCAUCGUCUCGGUCAUGUCGACGUUUGGCAUCUGGCUCAUCGCGUCCAUCAUCAUGUUUGACCCGUGGCACAUGUUCACCUCGUUCCUGCAGUACAUGCUGCUGACGCCGACGUACACCAACGUGCUCAACGUCUACGCCUUUUGCAACACGCACGACGUGUCGUGGGGAACCAAGGGCGACGACAAGGUGGAGAAGCUGCCGUCGGUCAACACAAAGGACGGCGCGGGCAAGACGGACCUGCCCGACGAGGGCGACCUCAACGCGCAGUACCAGCGCGAGGUGCAGGUCUUUGCGACCAAGUUCAAAGAGAUCAAGAAGCCGCCCACGGCCGUCCAGCUGCAGGAGAGGCAGAUGGACUACUACAGAGGUGUGCGCACCGGUGUCGUGCUGGUGUGGAUGCUGACCAACUUUGCCGUCGUGGCCGUCGUGCUCAGCUCGGCCGGCCUGGAGGACGUGACGCCCGAGACGACGCAGGCGGAGCAGCGCACGAAGCGCACCACCAUUUACAUGGCCGUUGUGCUGUGGAGCGUCGCGGUGCUGAGUGCAUUUAAGUUUAUCGGAGCCAUGUGGUUCCUCAUUGUCAGAAUGUUCCGCGGUGUUUAA
Molecule: messenger RNA, 2766 nt
Organism: Akanthomyces muscarius
Lineage: Eukaryota; Fungi; Ascomycota; Sordariomycetes; Hypocreales; Cordycipitaceae
Exons: 3
Coding region: 1-2766 (921 amino acids)
Cellular component (GO): cell periphery; cell septum
Molecular function (GO): chitin synthase activity
Source: RefSeq, a predicted model, not a curated record